Molecule: messenger RNA, 6746 nt
Organism: Girardinichthys multiradiatus
Lineage: Eukaryota; Metazoa; Chordata; Actinopteri; Cyprinodontiformes; Goodeidae
Exons: 16
Coding region: 4131-5615 (494 amino acids)
Source: RefSeq, a predicted model, not a curated record
ACCUGGCGCCAUGUUCUAUACCUAACAGGAAGUCAUGAUUGUUUUGAAGGAUUCUGAUUGGCUGACAUAGGUUUCAUUUUUGCAGCCCCCUAUGCAUCUGUAGUGUUUAACACAACGCUCAGUUGCCUAUUUCUAUGGGUUGGUUUGGAUGAAAACUUUUCUGAAAACCCUCACAUGUGUACGAUAUUAUUUUUAAAAACGAUGUAGGGGAGAUAUUUGUUUAAAAGCCCUGCUACGUGUCUACAAGACCUCAGAGGCAGGGUGCUGCAUGCUAGUCAGCAUAUAUUAUUGAUAGAGGAAGCGUUGCACUUUGGUGUUUUCUGUUCUUUGAUUUAAGUGGAAAGCGGCAAUGUCUUUUUACACAUAUCUCAAUAAACCUGCUGAAAAACAACCUGGACUGCUUAGUAGCAGAUGGAUGGGAAAGUGUUUAGCUACCUGAAUAGCUGAGUACAUGUGAGGAACUACAUAAUACUCUGUGAGGCCAGGACAAAUUUAUUGUAAAAAUAUAAAACUCAUUAUCAAGCACAGCCAGCAACAUAUUGAACUUAUGUCACCGAUGAAAUGAAAAUCAAUGAAAAUCACUUUAAAUCUAGAUAUGCCAGGAUUUUUUAAUCAUGCCGGACUUAACUUUAUUCAGUGUAUUUUCUUUUUUUUUACACUAUUUGGAUCCAUUUCAUAUGAUCUAUUCAUAUGAACUAACAACAAAAAGGUGUUUUAAAAGAAGGAAGGUGUGUUUUUGUUAUCAACAGACCAAUAAUGUGGUGAUCUCUGACCUGGAAAUGAUCACAGAUCCAUUUACAUGUCGAGAAUGUGGUAUUUCAAGCGCUAAUAUUUCUAUGAAUCAAGUUUAUACUAACGUGAGUAUGCACUUAUUAGGCAAAUGCUCUAGGUUUGUUUAAAUAAUCACGUCCACCAUGUAAGAACAACAAUAAAUGUAUAAUUUUCUGACAUACAAAUUCUGUCAGGGAUAAGUACCUUGACACGACACCUGUCUGUGUCUGUCUGUCUAAAUUGCACUCAGACCAGGUAAUUGGCACCCAGAUAGCUUUUACUUCAGCCAUUUAGGAACCAGUGAGGGCCAAGCUUAAAGGGCUGUGCUUAUACUCAUAGAAUCUGGAGUUACAAUACAAAAACAUUUUUUUUAUUUUGUAUAGGCUUGUCCUUUAAACCGGAUAUAUCAUGGUUUUAAAUCCUACCUUUUCACAAUUAAAUCAUUCAGUUGUGGUUUAUAUAAAAUAGAAUUGCAAUGCUUUGGUCUGAACUAAUAGUUAUUGUAGCUCCACAGGCCCCUCUAUAACACCUGUUCUGAGAUGCGUCAGAGAGCAACUCAUUUUGGUGCGUUGUCUUUAAAUGCUACUGAGGCAAGUCACACCCCACCCCCCUCCAGGUCAAGGUGCACUUUAACCCGUUUGGCAACAAUUAUCUAGUGCCGCAGAAACAAGACAAAAACGACAUAAACAAUAAAAAACUGUUUAUGUUAUAAAAAUAUUCAAAACAUGCAGUACUGUUAUAUCUUCAAGGAGCUAAGAGCAGCACACAGCACUAGCAUAAGGCGAAGGUAUGAUGCUACUGCCAUCAAAACAAUGGCCAGGACGUCAUAUCAACACACAAUAAAUUAAUGUCUAAAAUAAAGUUUGCAGUCAUUUUAGCGUUAUUUUCAGCUUACCGCUUGGAUGUGUCCGUUGUUUUCAUUGACAGAAGGAACUGCCCGCUUAUAUUAGAUGAAAUCUUUCAGCAAAUCCUUCUUGAUACUGGCAGAGGUUGCCUAAAGUCCUUGAAUUCAGGGAAAUUGUAAUUUUCCACAAAAAAUGUUAACACCAAUACUUAUCCGGGCGCAUCACAUUGCGCUGAAUAGUAAAAAACAAUUUAAUGAAGCCUCAAGGCAAAUUAUCUGCCUCGAGGCUUCAUUAUAAAUUUUAUAAACUGAGGUACUCGAGUGUGAUCUGGCCACUUUCCUUCCACUAUAUAGGACAAACACGCUGACGGCGCAUCUACUCUUGCCUGAGAGAAUCAGGCUCUCAUUGUGGCUGAAUUUUACUCCACCCCUAGAUAAUAACAAUCUGGGAUGGGAGAACAGAAUUCUAUUCUCAGUUUAUGUAAAAACCCAAGUUUUCCAGCACCUGCCGUGUUGCCAGCAUGUGGAAUUGUCUCUACGUGAUCUGUCGUUCUCUUACGGAACAAUGAAAGUAAAAGGAAUAAAACCCAGGGUUAUCCUCAAAAUGCGGAACCCUGGAAAUAAAGUUUUUUUGACAGGAGAUCUAGCAGUUCUGACCGGAGAGCAGAGUUCAGCUCUGGAAACGGCAGAAAUGUCCCCACGAUCCCACUGAACAGUGGGGAGUGUGACAGAAACUGCAGAGUGAAACUCUGCUGAACAGUCUGUGCCUCCAUCUGUCCAAGGAGCAUAGAGCUGCCACUCCAAGUAGUGCUCUGAGAGGGGGUGCACAUUUAUUUACAGUGAGAUCUUGGUACCUUUGAAAUGGCCGUUUAAAAGUUCCUCUUAUGCCUUGUGUGGAGGAUGUGUGAGGAGAUUACAGCAGAAUCAUGCAAUCUGGCUGAGUCUGCAUUUUUUAAAAACCCCGCUCUUUAUGUUUUAUUCCAAAACAGUUAACAUUUUACAGACAUUCCCCCAACAUCCGCCGUGUCUCCUGUGGAAGGCUGGACCAGGAGCAUGCUGGUGCUGCUGAACCCGACGGUCCAGCCCAGGGCUGGUAGUGUGGGAGGAAUAGGUGCCAGGCCAGAAAAGAGCCCCAUGCCUCCCGACUCGCUCCAGCUCAUCAUGAAAUAUCUGCAGCUGCUCCGGCACAGACUGAAAAUAGGCACUGAACAGUCCAUUGGGACUGUUACAGAUGUCCUCUGCAUCUUCUGGUGGGAGAUUCAAUUCUUGAGCUUUCUUAAAAUGGCGCUGGUGAGGAAAACAAUGUUGUUGGUCCCUGCUGUAGCCUAUGUGGCACACCCAGUGAGCCUAGCAGUGAUCUGAUCACUGGGGAAGGGGGCACUGGCUGUUGUCUGAUCAGCCAGGCCUACCUGACACCCAAACAGGCUUAGACUGGGCUCUAGUGUAGGAUCCGGAGAAAAGCCCUGAUCCAUGAAGGACCCCACUCUCGUGAUGAGUGAGAAGGUGAGGACUGGUGCCUUCAGCUGCUGUGGUUUGGCUGCUACUCUUGAUAGGAACACUGUUAUCGUGGGGGCCAGACCAGGUCUUGUCGGCUGAGAUGUGCAGAGGCACAUUUCCCCGCCAUAUCAUCUGUGGAAGGCUGGCCUAGUUGUGCAGGGACUGGGGCAUCUUUAGCACUACUACUGCCAUGAUAGCUAUGACUGCGCUAACAAGUGCACUCAUCACCGGAUGUGGGGUGGUUGCUGACAUGAGGUGACUCUGAGCAUGGGCUGAUGGCGAACUGAUGCUCAGUAUGAGGGAUUGCUGCAAAAUCAACACCAGUGACUGUCCACUGUCUCUACAUGCUCAUCCGGGUGGAGGGAAUGCUACAAGUCAUUGACUGGAUGCAAUUUGCUGGGUUUCCUUAGACAGAAAAACGUUUUAUCCAAUAAAUCAUUGAAUCUGACUGCACUGUUCAAUGAUUAGGAUUUAUUGGAAUGUAUGUACCUGACUUUUCAACCCAGUCUCAUUCCAAAUUGUGUAAUACCUACGUUUGUCCACAGGGCAAAACGUAGCCAUUUCACAAAAAGCGCUCUGAAAUAGUAGCAUAGCUACGUUUCAUUUUCACAUUCUUUUCUAUGGUCUUACUUUAGGUCACGUGACUGCUGAGUUUCUCGCCAGCAUGAACCAAAAACAUGGCGGAUAUCCUUGUUUUUUCGGUGAAAAUUGCUUUAUUUUGAGAUAGAUUGUGGCUUUAACAUUGUUUUGAUAGCUUUUCUAGCGACAAAUGGACACUUUAUUUUCAUAGUAUCCAUUCAGUUUAUGUAAAUGAUUUGUAGUUUUUUCGUUUGCACGUACAGUUUUUCAGGUCUCCACAAAAUAGUACUAUGUUUAUGUUGUUGGUAUAGUGGUUGCUAAGGGCGCUAUUAACAACGAACCGGAAGGAAGUCGAUGACAGUCACGGACCGAGUCACUCAAACUGGUUACCUUUAUUUAUUUAUUGACGCCCACUGCCCAUUUAACACCUGGUGUGGAGAUGCAAUCAAGCCUCAACCACAAUGCGGUGAACAUGGAUACGUUAGAAGAUGACGACGCUUUAUUUCUUGUUAUUGUGCUUUUGGAUGAAUGCAAGCCCGAAGGAGUGUCGGAAACAGGCCCAGAGAAAUGUGUGUGGAACGAGGAGGACGAAGAAGGGAAUCCUCUCCCCAAAAGUAGUAGAACGGAGGAGGGACGAAAACGUCCUUCAUCCACAGACACGCCAAAUGACACCUGCGGAAGCAUGGACCCAUCAUGUGCUCCAUCUACUCGUGAGCAGUGUGUGACUGGGACCCUUCAAGACAUAGCAUGUGAUGUUGCCAGACACGACUCCAUGAUGCUCCAUAACAGAUCAUCCAUGGUAGAAGGAUUCUACAGACCACUGCCACCAACAUCUCACAUUAGGGAAGAAGAGGGAGGAAAAUUCUCCUACCAUGAAAAAGAGUGCUUUUUGCCAGUAAAUCUUCCCUGCUGUGACUGCUCUACUGGACCGAUGGCCAUUUCUGCAGGAAAGCAAGUAAUUCUAAUUGGAAUGAAUGGGCGAUACAAUCUGUCUUUUCCAACUGUCACCUGCUCCUGUGGAAAAGCUUGGGAUGUUGGCAUUAGUGAUCUGGUUGAGAGUGGCUAUUGGCCAGCCACAGUCUAUUUUGAGACUUUAUAUGCAGUGGAUUUGUUUAUCACAUAUGAAGAUCUCAAGGUUACUACACCAGGAAUGUCACGGCAAGCUUUUGUGGGUAUGCUUGAACAGCGCAUCAAACUCUUUGGUCGGAGUGGCAAAAUAUGUAGAGACACCAUGCAGAAAUCAUUCCUGGAAUGGUCUUAUGCAAAAUUUGAGGUUGAGAGGUUGUCUCAGGUGCAUCUGUUUCAGUGCCCUGCAUGCACACCCUCUAUGUUGGUUGUUGCAGUAGAUGGAAACCUCAAGCUUUACCGCUUUAAAAGCCAACCGGGACCUAAUGGAUUUUUUGAAGGUGUGUUUCUGGCCAAGGAUGCCGAGGUGACCUCCUUUGUUGACUACAUUCAUGGGGCAACACAACAUAAUCCUGGGAAAGGGAGGUGUGGUGCAGGCGAGUUGGUGGCAUCACGAGAGUCCUCUACCAAGUCUGCAAGCAAAGUGGAUGAGGAAGGUGUCAUGGUUGCUGUCUGCCGUCAUGGGAUUUUGCUGAAGGGACUGAAUAUGUUCCGUGGGGAGAUAUUUGCAUAUCCCUUAUAUCUCCAGAAACAGCUUGCUUCACAAAAUGUGCAGUUCUUCUGCUCUGAUGUGGUAUGCAAAUAUUGGCCAUAUUUGCAGAGGGUUGUGGGGCAGUGUCCUGAGUUACAGGACCUGUUGAAGAUGCAUCCCUUUCUUUCAAUCAUGCAUGCUAAAGCACAUUCCUGGAUGUGUGAGGUAAUUGCCAGUGGCUUAUUUGUCAUUACUACUAUUGGUCCUCUUCCAAAAGGUAACAUACAAAUUUGUUGCAGUUGCAAUGGUGGUGGUGGGGGGGGGUGAAAUCAAGAGGGAGCAGGAACAACAAUAGGGGAGGAGGUUGAACAAGUGAAUAGCUUCUUCUCUCGACCAGCCAUAUGUUCCAAGUACAUGUCAAAAGCUGGUAAAUAUUUUUUUUUUUAUGCAUCUAACUGAUUUAGCUUUUGGUUUCCUGGCCUAAUGUGUCGUUAAGUCCGCACAGACAUCCUUACUAUCCAGGCCAGUGGCUGGAACAAGCGGAAGGCAGAAAAUCUUGACCGGACAUUGGCCAAACGAUACAUCAAGACUGUGCAAAGGAUUUCUGAGGCAUCAGAGGACCUUAAAAACUGAUUAAACAGUUGUCAAUACAAGAAGACAUAGUCCAGCAGUGGGUGUCUGAAGUUAAAGAGUGGACAGCAGGAACAACUAGUCAAAACGACCUGGAGAAAACCAUCGAAGGACUGUACCUGAGCAUCAAGCAGAGAAAAUACGAGCUGUAUCGUCAAUCUGAUGGCAACAAGCAGAGACAUCAGCUAAGGAAAAAGAUUGCUGCAGAGAAGAGAGCCUUAGGAGAUGCCAUUACAAAACAUAAUGCUGUUAUGGGUGGAGCUGACAAACUCCCUCUUCCCAACGAGCUCUUGGCUGAGGAAAACUACUCCUGGCCUUGGGAAUGUCAUGGUGAUAUGAUGGAGAAGAAAAAGCUUUAUGACAAGGUGAUGCUGCUGACAAGACUGAAAAAAGAAGAGGUUAUUGUGGUUCGGGAAGUCAAACAGCACUGGGAGUACUUGAGGACUGUUGUUGGAACACUGGAAGAACUUUCCUCCCAGCUUUCUGAAGGGAUCACCCAGCAAGGCAGCAUUGAGGCAUUGAUGGGGAGAGGACGUGAGGGGCUGCUCUGUCUGCUGAGGAGGAGGCUGUCUGCUGUUAGAGCCCAGCAGGGUGCUGCUCGCACAACUUACCAACGUGUCUUGGGAUUGCAACGAUUGUCUCUGGAUGACUCCUUGACUGAUGAUGAAAACUUGGACAGUAGCUCUUCUGAUGAAGAAAUUUGACCUCCCUCAAAAACAGUCACCCUAGCACCAAUAUAUUGUAAUAAUGAUGCCUGUAUGGGAGGGGGGACUGAUAUUGAAUUUGUACUUUAUUAUGCAAUAUGACAAAUAAAUUUCUUUAAAAUUA